Pocillopora verrucosa is the source of this 5732-nucleotide messenger RNA. NCBI's taxonomy places the organism in Eukaryota, Metazoa, Cnidaria, Anthozoa, Scleractinia, Pocilloporidae. The record is from RefSeq and is a predicted model, not a curated record.
GAUGGUCCUGGGAGCGCGAAUCGUGGCGCGAAUAUUUUGCUGAUUUUCACGUAGAUUUCGUCCAGAAAACAGCUGAUUCUUCCAUUUAAUAGAUAUGUAUGUCACGACAGAGUAAAACACCAUUCAUGUUGUCUUGGUAAUGGCGCGAUCGAAGCGUAAGUCUUCAAAGCAAGUUGGCGAGGAACCUUCAGCUAAACGAUCCAGACAUGUUGCUGACACUCCCAGAACAAACAAGAAGGCUGAGGUGGAGGAAACACUUUUUGAUACAGUAGUGCAAAAAGCUGGUCUUCAAGUGAACUCGGGCCUGGUGCAAGAUGUUUUAGAGGUUGAUCGUGCUAUCUUCCAGAAAAAAGUCAGAAAUGCACUUAAAACUCAUGAAAAUUAUCCAGAGGUCAUAGAUGACUUCCUUGAAGGAUUGCAGAAUAGGUUGGAUGAUGCUGACAGAUUUCGCCUCAGUUUGCUUCCAGUUUCUUUGGCAGAGGAUGUUGAAGGGCAUGUUGGGGGCCAGGAGAGUUUGAUUAGAAUGCUCUUGGGUAUCGACGUACUUCAGCCAAAGAUUGCCAAUUUGCUUCUGGAAAAGCUUCCAGAGUUUACAGAAGAUGAUUGCAACAAUGGCACAGAUGAUUUCAACAUCCCUCGUUUGGUACUAAACCAGUUCAGAUGGCUUGACUGUGUCAUCCAGAGUAAGGAGUUGACUGAGAAGAUGCUGGAGAUUGUAGGAAUAACAUCAGUGGAAAUUCAGCGUGAAAUUAUAACAUGUAUUCCUGAAGUACUGGAUGAUGCAGAAUUUCUCCUUCAUAUAGCAAGGGAACUUAGCGAACUUCUACGUCAGAACACAGGACUUACAGUUCCAAUCCUUGAUGCUUUGUCUAACCUCAACCUGCGCUCUGAUCUCCUGGCUGAGGUGCGUGCAUCAGUGAUACAGAUGUUACCCUCUGCAGAAAUCAGUGACUUGCCAGUUGUGGUCAAAUUUAUACUUCAGUCUGUUGGUGACAAUGAUGCGUUUGAGGUGAUUAGUGAAUUACGUGCAAGCCUGGAUUUCACAUCUACUUCUCUGCAACCUGCAGCCUGCUCCACUCCUGCUGAGCAACGACUAUCUUCAAGUGGAGGGUCAGCAAGUGAUGGGGAGCUUUUUACACUUGAAGCAAUUCGAUCAGGAAUUCGCUUCCAGAGAUCAGUUGCAGAGGGUUGGAUUAAGGCCAUUGAAUCUGUUAACUCUCCUGUGAAACACAAGGUUGUGGACUUGUUUGUGUUGCUUAUUCUCCACUCUACUGCAAAUCGAAAGAAGGCCAUGGAAAGCUUGAUAAGGAAUAAAAUAAAGAAUGGUCAUUUUACGGAAGAAAUGUUGAGUGCAGCGUUUAGUUCACACUCACAGAUUCUGAGGGAAUAUUUCCCUGACUUGUUGUCCUUGGCAGAAAUUCUACUGAGGUCUCCCGAUCCAUCUGUCUGUUCUUAUGCCUGUUCUAUGUACAAAUUAUCAUUUGUUUCAUUCGACCUUUACUGUCAGCAGGAAGUGGUAGGGACAUUAGUGACCCACAUAGGCAGUGGAUUUGCAGCAGAAGCAGAUGCAUCAUUAGAUGUUCUUUCAGAUCUUGUUGAAUCCCAUGCAGAUAUUAUGGCCCCAUUUGCUAUAUUUAUUAAAGGUCUGUUGGAUUACUUGGACAAUCUCACUGUAUUACAGAUUAGAAAGCUAUUCAGUAUGCUAAGUACCCUGGCUUUUGCCAACCAACAAGAUGGAGGACUUAUUCAGGAUGACAUGCAUAUUGUGAUCAGGAAACAGCUGUCAAGUAAUUCUGCCAAAUACAAGAGAAUUGGUAUCAUUGGAGCCAUAAUGGUUGUACGCAGCAUGGCAAAGAAGAGAUCUGAAGAUGAGGGUUCAGAAGAAACAAUGGACACUCAGUCACAACCAAAAACCACUCUCUCUAAUGAAGUUUACAAACAGAUUUGUAGCAUGCUAGAAAUGAUACGUAACAGCACCAAUCAGAAUCCAGAAGCAGCAGCAUUGUUUUAUGACGAGCUGGCAAGAAUUAUUCAAGUUGGAGGCAUUGAUCCAAAAAUUGAGGCCUGGAUAAGUGAAACAGUUGUGGCUGAUUUUCAAGAUGACUUCCUUGUGGAUAGAGAACCACCCACAGAAAGUCUUGGUGUUCCCAUGGAAUUAUCAUAUGCCUUGGAUGAGGCAGAGGAAGGCAGCAUUGCUGUCAAUAUGCUGCCAUUACUUUUAGCUUCCAGAAAUGGUGCAAAAAGCAAGGACAAAAUUGACAGUGGACCAGCCUCACUCAUAUGCCUUGCACCUCAUUUCCGCCUUUUGCGGGUCUGUGAAGAAAGUCAACACAAGGGAGAUCUUGAAGGAAUUGAUGCUCUCUUAGGGUGUCCACUUGUUAGUUUUAAAGAAGAGAUGAUCAAAGAAAUAACCUCUCUGGACCAAGCAGAUCGAGAAGUCAUUUGUGGAACUUUGUUCCACACUGUGAACUGGUUCAGAGAGGUUGUGAAUGCAUUUGCAUCCCAAGAAAGCCCUGAAUUGAGAGGAAAAAGCAUUGCAAGGAUUCAAGGCAUAACAGCAUUGUGUGCUGUUUUAGAAAAGUGUCUUGCAGCCACACCUUCCUUCAAGCCUCCACUGGCUACGUUUGACUUUGAAGACUCAUUGGUGACAAGUCCUCAUUCAAAUGGGAACAAGUCCAAGGCUAAGAAAGGGAAGAAGACUAGUAAAAGAUCAAGCACUGAAAAACCAGAUGAUUCUAUAGAAAAGAUAAAAGAUCUUGAAAAAGAAAAUGUCGAUGACAAAGAAAGUGAAACACAAAAAGAAAGCUCCAAAGAUGCAAAAGAAAAGGACAAGGAGAAGGAAAAGCCAGCGACCAUAUCUAUGUCACAGUAUCAAGCAUUUCUCAGAGAGUUAGAUCUCAAGACAUUUAGUAUUUUGAAAUGUGGACUGGUCUCCCGUGCAGUUUUGGAUUCUGAAAUGAAUACAGAGGAGACUACUAUAGUGCAACUUCAGGCUCCCCAGCUGGAGUUUCUGUUGGAGGACCUUUCCAGAAAACUUCAGUAUUCACUUUCAGCUUCUGCUUCUUCAAGAAGGAGCUUUCUCAAGGUUCGUCAGGAUAAACUGGUGGGUUUCUCUAACUUGUCCAGAUAUCCUGCAAAAGAAGUGGCCAAAUACGUUGUAGAGCUGCUGCCAGUCUUAUGCGAGCAUUUAGAAGCCACCAGUGGCUUCUUUCAGGCUUUAGUUGCCCAAAAUGAUGGCCUGAUGGAUGGUCCAGGUCACAACACUGCUGAGGCACAAGUGAUGGCUUCAUGUUAUCACUUGCUUUUCAACUGUCUGCAGACUCUCUUUGCAUGGAGCGGUUUUGUGACAAGUGAACAACAAAACCUUUUCAAAAAAGCUCUUUUUGUGCUGUCCUCAAGAACUACACUCUCCAGCAAGACACAGCCAGGAUUUCAUGCACUUCUUGAACAAAGCUUCCACUAUCUUGAGCAGUUCCAAAGCAGUAUUCCAAACAUUGCAACAGCUGUUAGCCUUACUAAGCUGUUAGUAGUUUUGUGUGAGAAGGGAAGAGAUGGUGACAAUGGCAUGAGCAUUUCUCUAGCUGAAUUAACUGGUAAUUUCCUCAAGCGUGAGUGGUUUAGACCUGAUGGUGAAAGGGAGAGUGGUGCAAAAUAUAAUGAGGCCCUGCAGUUCUUACUAAGGUUUCAUCUAUCUUGUGCCGAGGACACCCUUGCCACAUUAGAGGAAAUUGCAGGUGGAGCAGUAACAGAACUUAUUGAGAGUGACGACAAAAAUGCAGCCUCCACCACAUAUCAAACUCUUACAAGAUCGUCAUUGCCUUGUUACUACCGUGCAAUGAUGGAAGAGUUAAUAGGAAACCUCAAACAAACUCAUUCAGUGCCACUCAAAAAAACAGACUCUCCAGAGUGUCACAAUGAGAGGCUGGUGAAACUGAACAUUUCUGUUCGACUUUUUCACAUUCUUAUAAAUCUAGUUAAGGCUUUUGAUCAAAGGUCUAUGAUUGGAGCAUCUUUGAAGUUUGGACGUUUAUUUUUGGAUACAUUCCUUAAGUUAGGAAUGCCAGUACUGGAUUUAAUGUUCAGGACACACAAGGAUGAUAUUAAUGGAAUGUUGAAAAACUUGCAACAGAGCACAAGAUCUCUUCAACACAUUUGUGGACACAGCAAGGUAACAAAAGAUCUCUCCCUCACUAAUCAUGUCCCAGCAGUCAAGAAGUGUCUGGAGACAUUUGUCUUUAGAGUCAAGGCAAUGCUUACACUAAACAAAUGCCAUGAGGCUUUCUGGGUCGGGACGCUCAAGAACAGAGACCUACAUGGGCAAGAGAUCAUGUCGCAGCAGUCUGUGGGAGAAGAACCCACAGAAGAGGAGGAGGAGGAGGAGGAAGGUGAAGAAAUGGAAGAGGAUGAUGAUGACGAUGAUGAUGCUGACAAAGACAAUGGAGAUGAAGGUGCAAGUAACGAUGGAGAAUCAAGACAUGAUGGUGCAGAGUCAUACAGUGAAAGUUUCUAACCAUGAUCAGCAUUAUAAUGAGAAAUAUUACAAACACUUAUUUCAGAGUUCUGUCAUAAUUUGGAAAAAUUUUUUUGCAGUUGGCUCAAGUGUGUGUGUCUCUUAUCAAUCCCAGAUAGAUAUCCUAGAUUUCCUUGGGAACUACAUAGGUCCAGUCUGAAACUCUUCAAUUAAAACACCUUGUACGGUUAGGAAGCUCAACUUGCAAAGAAUAAAAAAUGGCCUGGCUUCUUUAUCUUUUAAAUUCAAAUUCAAAUUGGUUGAAGAUACUGAAUUUUGAAACAAAAAUAUUGCAUGAGGCCUGAAGUAACAUAAUUUGAUGAAGAGAUAAGAAGACAGAGUUGAGAUAAAUUAUAAUGCACAGACUUUAACACACAUUACUUCUCUUCCUUUAUAGUUGCAAAUAAUUUUUAAACAAGUACAGGUGUGUUAUCUGGCUUACAACUUUGAGGAAGAAAGCCACGGUUGAAUUCGGUUUUGAGAUGGUUGAUAACACAGUCAACUGCCAUCACCAAUGUGUUUAUUGAAUUGUACAUUCAUGUCUAAGUUACCAAUGACAAUUUGAACUGGCAUAAUCAAAAACUGAAAAUCAGUUCAAAUUUUAUUUCUCAUUUUAGAAUUCAAAGGCAAGUAUUGGUGUUGCUUUUAUGAUUGCCAAACACCAUAAAUAAAUAAUUUUGCUCUGAUGAAGGGCUAACAUGGUGGCCAGUUUACAUUAUCAACUCAGUUGAUAAAACCUAAUUAGUUUGAAAUACCCACAGCUUCUUUAGAAACCCACCCUCUUUAUUCAAACACUAAAUAGAUAACUUAUUUUGGGGCAAUAUGUAUUUGGUUGUUGCUGCAAUGACUGCCAUCAAGGCAUAACACUUGUUCGUCAUCUUAAUGGUAAACCCUGAUAAUCUGUUAGUCACUUGUUAUGAAAUAGGUCGCACCCUUAUUACAGAGAUCACACUUGCCCAUCUUUCUACAGCCACUGACUGAUCAAACCACAAUGGCUGAUAUCUCUUGGUGCUAUUGAAAAGCUAACAGUACAGCAGAAAAUGUUAUUUAUGAGCCUUUUCUUUAUGUGACUGUGUAUAUCACUAAUAUUAUGUGCAUAUUAUCUUGAAUACAUCCUAUUCCACUCUACACAGUCUGCAUAUCUGACUCCAUUUCCACCAAACAAAUCCAGAGCACUGUUAAGAAAAAAAUACAGAGUGAUUCAACAUCAAGCAGCUAUGUA